Molecule: messenger RNA, 1118 nt
Organism: Drosophila obscura
Lineage: Eukaryota; Metazoa; Arthropoda; Insecta; Diptera; Drosophilidae
Exons: 2
Coding region: 166-1050 (294 amino acids)
Source: RefSeq, a predicted model, not a curated record
UGAGUUUUCAGUUGCGAUGCUUUUUUAGUUCAAUUCAAAAUUAUCAUAAAUUGGGAAACAGAUGUAUUGAAAAUAUUCGAACCACCUCUUGAAGCACCUCCUAGGGAAAGUAUAAACAGUUCUAUUCGUUCACUCAAGUAGUAAUCUCAAACGCUUUGCCCUCCAAUGAGUGGAAAAGAUUUGUAUGCUGUGGCUUAUGAAGCAAAACUCCAUGAUGAAAUUGUCAACCGCAGUGGGCAGGUAAUUCGGGAAAGGGUGGUGAUGCCGGAUGAAAUGAAACAGGACAUUGGUGGGGCAGACAAAAAAGACAUGAAAAUUCCACAAAUAAAUGCAAACAAGUACAAAGAUGAUCCGGAAAAUUACAUGGAAAUGCGUGCAAAAUACAUGAAAAAGGAAAUGAAAGCAGCCACCGAGAAUCAAGACAUGGCAAUGCAUGAGAGAGUAAUGAAUAUGGAUGUGGUAAAGCCCUCGGCAGGAGUAGAACCCGAUGAAGAAACGUCCGAGCACAAUAGGCAGACGAAUGCAGACCUCGAUCCGGAGCUGACUGAAAGGGAUAUGUUGGUUCGUAGAGGCAGGAUCGCCGUACUGGAAUUGAUCAACGAAAAUGAAGUGAAUUUGCAUUAUGCACCGUUUUUCCUACAAAAACUGGUCGAACAGGCAAAGGAAACAACUCCGGAUCAUGCACAAUAUUUCCUGCGGCAGAUUAUCGAUGAGCAAAAGCAGCACUUGGACCACGCUGAUGAGGAUUCGCUCAAAGAACUAAUCAAGAUGAUCAUACCAAUGGACAAGAAGAGCGUCACCAAAAAGUGGAUCAAAGAGUACAAGGAAAAUAAUCCGUUGACCAUUUUGACCGAUUACGAUUUGGAGGAUUUGGCCAAUGAAAAAUCGAUUUUCCAGGAGAUGACAUCCGAACAGAUGCAGCAAUACAAUGCCGAGCAGAGUCAAAGACUGGAAAUGAACAUAUUCCUGUAUAACGGCUUGGUCAAUGGUCUUCUGUUGGCAUUUGGCUGCCUCAUGUUGAGCAGCACGCUAGAUUUUAUGUUUGGCUAACAUCCCCACAUGCAGCAAACCAUCUGGCAGACAAAACAGAAUUACAUAGAAAUGCAUACGAUAGCUGG